CUCUCCUAAUGAUCGCGACGCUUACAUUUAGAGGUCAUUAGUCUAAGAGGAGUAGGAGGAAAAAUCAAUCCGUUGGUCGAGUUUUUUAAAGUGCAAAUAAUCAUCUCGUCAACUGGUCAGUCAACGCUACGAACAAUUCAUUUUUAGCCUAUUAUUAGUCGUUGCAUCAUUAUCUCUCGCAAUACCUAGAGAGUUAUCGCCACAUCUUCGCUUAAGUAUCCCAAAUACUAAGAAGAACUACAUGAAUUUUAGAUUCUUUCCCGAAUUCGAGCGGCACGCCCAGCGAGUCAUUUCCAGCGACGAAUUUCGUGAUCGCUUCGAGGCGCUUUCACGUAGCGGCGACAGGCCCGGAAUGAUAAGGAUUUCACUCGAGGCUUUGGGAGACCCCGACAUCUCCAUCGGCGACAUGUAUCGCGGCAAGAACGAGGCGCGAUCCAAGGAGCUCCGUCGAGAGGCCACUGUCGCGGGCGAGGUCGCCCAUCCAGAUAAAGCAGCGGCUAUUUUAACGGAGGCGCUCGCAUUGGCGCCCUCGCGCAGUCAACUCUUCUUCGAGAUUCUUGUGCAACGGGCUCGAGCCUCGUAUCGCCAAGGUCACUUGAUGCGCUGUGCCAAAGACUGCCAGUACUUCGAGGAGGUGAUCUCGCGCGUCCAGGACCAGGCCUUUAUGGAGGAGAGCAGAGUGGACGUUCUGCUGCUGCACUCGGACUGCUACAAGGACUUGGGCGCGUCUAGUCGCUCCAACGGCUACUUGAACGAAGCGAUGCGAUGCAUAAGGGAGCUUGCGAGUAAGCGAUGCGACGAGGAUUAUCAAGGAGACGACUAUGACGAGCGUUUCAGAAUCGAGAAACUUGAGCUUUUGAAAUAUUUCCUCAACCGGAAGCAGCAGCGGGUCGAUAACACCGAUAAACCUCUCCGGGCGGAGGAAAAUGUACCUGUAGUUGAGGGAAAAACAAAUGAUUUCUUAAGCAGUUGUUCGGAUGCAAUUGCCCUUGGUAAUGACAAGAUGAAGGGGCGAUUUUUAUAUGCUGUAAGAGAUAUCGAUCCCGGAAGUGUCUUGAUAGUAGACAGGCCUUUCUCCUUUAGCACCGACAUAGCUGCACUGCACAAGAAUUGUCUCUAUUGUCAUGCUUCAUUAAGGCUUCAAGAUGUUAUCACAGUGCCAUGUCAAAAUUGCCAAACGGUACGAUAUUGUUCGCAAAAAUGCUGUGAGUUUGCAUGGGAUGAAUUUCACAAAUUCGAGUGCCAAAUUUUCGAUUACUUUUACGAAAAUAAAAUUCAAAAAACAAAUUCACUUUUAGCGUAUAGAACUGUAAUUACAGCUUUGUAUAAUCAGAAUUUUGAGUUAAAUGUUAAUCAAGAGUUUCUACAAGUUCAUUCGAAUGACAAGAAUCCUCUUGACAUUAGUAUAUUGAAAACAUACGAGCCACAAGAUUACAAAACUGUAUUUAGUUUGGAAACUAAUUGCGCUCUUUCUAAUCCAAAAGAUAAUUUAGAAAGGGCAAUUCAAUCCAUUUUUUUUGCAAAAUGUCUAAUUUAUUCAUUAAAUUAUUUUCAUUCAGAAGCCAAUGAUUAUAAGAAGCACUUACAAAUUUUAGCGGUCGCAUUGUUACAUAACAUGCAAACUAUUAAUUGCAAUGCCUAUGAAAUCGUUGAGAAUAUUCGUGACGAGGAAACAAAAAUUCUGGAACCACAUAACGUUGGGGGUGCAAUUUAUACUUCGGUCAGUUUAAGCAAUCACAGUUGUUAUCCAAACAUCGUUAGACACUCUUUUCCUAAUGGCAUCGUAGUUGUUAAAUCAAUACGUUUUAUAUCAAAGAGUUCAGAAAUCCUUGAUUGUUAUGGGCAACAUUUCAUUGAGAAUAAAAAGGAUUUAAGACGUAAAUUAUUAGCUGAAAAAUAUUAUUUUAAAUGUCAAUGCCAGGCAUGUUCAGCAGAUUGGCCAAUGACCUUACCAAAUGAUCAAUUUAAUUUCAAAUGUAGAACGUGUUCUAAGCCAUGUCGUCGAACUCGAACUACUGUACAAUGUACUGUAUGUAAUAAAAAAAUUGAAAUAAGCAAAUUCUGUAACUUGCUUAAAAAUUCAAUAAAAAAGAGACUGACAGCUCUAACAAAAAUGUACGAUGGUAAUUAUAAUGAAGCGUUACCAUUACUUUUAGAGCAUGCAAAAUGCAUUGAUGAAAUUUUAGUAGAGCCAAGUCUAGAAGCAAUUAAAACACAACAAUCGAUCAUUCAAUGUCUGAAUGCAACAUCAUCGACUUCUAUUUAAUCACCUAUUACAUGACAUAUA
Molecule: messenger RNA, 2287 nt
Organism: Ceratosolen solmsi marchali
Lineage: Eukaryota; Metazoa; Arthropoda; Insecta; Hymenoptera; Agaonidae
Product: SET and MYND domain-containing protein 4
Exons: 4
Coding region: 242-2266 (674 amino acids)
Cellular component (GO): nucleus; cytoplasm
Molecular function (GO): histone deacetylase binding
Source: RefSeq, a predicted model, not a curated record